Messenger RNA from Siniperca chuatsi (mandarin fish), 2579 nucleotides. It is a transcript of the gene sptlc3, whose product is annotated as serine palmitoyltransferase, long chain base subunit 3. Bases 358 to 1908 code for a protein of 516 amino acids. Gene Ontology annotation, molecular function: serine C-palmitoyltransferase activity; pyridoxal phosphate binding. NCBI's taxonomy places the organism in Eukaryota, Metazoa, Chordata, Actinopteri, Centrarchiformes, Sinipercidae. The transcript is spliced from 12 exons. The record is from RefSeq and is a predicted model, not a curated record. Gene Ontology annotation, biological process: sphingosine biosynthetic process; ceramide biosynthetic process. Gene Ontology annotation, cellular component: serine palmitoyltransferase complex.
CAAAGUCUGAUCCAAUUUGCUAUUCGCGCGUGUCUUGACCUCUACUUUAAGUCCUUUAAGUCCUGAAAAGUUUGUAAUCGUUAGCCUUUGGCGUCUUAUUUCGGCAGGGGCUUGCCUAAAUAUGUUCUGUAGGUUGUGGAAUAAUUUACACUUAAGACAUGAUUAGUAAGAUGCUAUAUCAUCAUCAGGGCAGCAUGUUGAAUGUACAGUAAAUACGUUCAUGGCAGGUGCAGUCCUUUUUCGGCACAACUGUUCCCGCCGUCAGGUGUUAAGCUAAACAUCAGAAAUGGAGCGGACGACUACCGUUAUGUGCUGUUAGAUUUUUGUCUGAACAUUGCAGUCUAUGAAUAAUUUUGAAUGGAAAAUGGCCCAGGGACUGGUGUCGCCUCCAGGCAGCACAGGCAGGAGUCCUUUGAACAAGCGCCCAUCUACGUGGCUGUCAUGACAUACCUGGGCUUUGGCAUUGUCACCUUGUUUGGCUACCUCAGAGAUUUCCUCAGAGCUGUGGGCUUAGAGAAGUGCCACCUCGCCCAGGAAAGAGAGGAACAGAAGGAUUUUGUACCACUUUAUCAAGAUUUUGAGAACUUUUACACUCGAAACCUGUACAUGAGGGUACGAGACAACUGGAACCGUCCCAUAUGCAGCCUACCAGGACCUGUCUUUGACCUGAUGGAGAGGGUGUCUGAUGACUACAACUGGACAUUCAGGUUAACUGGCAGGACAAUACACAAUGUCAUCAACAUGGGCUCCUACAACUACCUCGGUUUUGCUGAGAACAACGCUGAUUUCCUGAAAACUGUGGCAGACAAAACGCGCCAGUAUGGGGUUGGUGUUUGCAGCACAAGGCAGGAAAUAGGUAACCUGAGCAUCCAUGAAGAGCUGGAGCAACUUGUGGCCGAUUUCCUUGGAGUAGAGUCCUCCAUGGCUUUUGGGAUGGGUUUCGCCGCAAACUCAAUGAACAUUCCAGCAAUUGUUGGCAAGGGUUGUUUGAUUCUUAGCGAUGAGCUCAAUCACACAUCUCUCAUCUUAGGGGCCAGACUGUCAGGAGCGACUAUCCGGGUGUUCAAACACAACAACAUGCACAGUCUGGAGAAGCUGUUAAGAGAGGCAGUUUGCUCAGGCCAGCCUCGGACCCACAGGCCCUGGAGGAAGAUCCUCAUCAUGGUGGAAGGCAUCUAUAGCAUGGAGGGCUCAGUGGUGCAACUUCCUGAGAUCAUCACUCUGAAGAAGAAGUAUAAAGCGUAUCUGUACCUGGAUGAGGCCCACAGUAUCGGGGCUGUGGGACGAUCAGGGAGGGGCGUGACUGAGCUGUUUGAUGUGAACCCAGCUGAUGUGGACGUGAUGAUGGGUACCUUCACCAAGAGCUUUGGGGCUGCUGGAGGCUAUAUCGCAGGGAAAAAGGAGCUGGUGGACUACCUGCGUAUUCAUUCUCACAGUGCAGUAUACGCCUCGGCCAUGUCCCCUCCUGUCACUGAGCAGAUCAUACGUGCCAUGAGGUGCAUCAUGGGAAAAGACGGGAGCACAGAGGGCAUUAGACGAAUCUGCCAACUGGCAGAGAACACCAGAUACUUCAGGGCCAGACUGAAGGAGAUGGGCUUCAUCAUCUAUGGCAAUGAUGACUCACCUGUGGUUCCAAUCCUGCUCUACAUGCCAGGCAAAGUGGUGGCUUUCGCUCGAGAAAUGCUAGAGAGAAAAAUUGGUGUAGUGGUGGUCGGCUUUCCAGCCACGCCGAUUACAGAGGCCCGAGCUCGCUUCUGUCUGUCUGCAGCACAUACCAGAGCCAUGCUGAACCAGGUGCUGCAUCAUCUGAACGAGGUGGGAGACGCUCUCUGUCUGAAGUUCUCACGGCGGAACUAUUCCGCUUGGGCUGACCUCUAUGAUGAGACAGACUCUGAGCGGGGCAGCUGAUAUGACCCUUGACACCUUCAUUUCACAGUGUCAAAACUAAGUCUAAGUGUCCACGCCACAGCAGACCCAUAAAGGGACAAUGUAGAGUAACACCCAUGUCUCACAUACGAAGAGGGGCCAAAACUGCUUUGUAUAUGUUUGUAAAACAUUGUGAUUUAACAGAACACGCAUUUGUGCUUCUUAACAAGAGAAACUAUAUGAACUCUUGAAAUAUUUGUGAAUACAUACAUGAAAUUAGUGCACAUGCAUUGCUGGAUUGGUUUCAAACUCGAAUACUGUGUAAAAUUCACAGAGACAAAUCACAUUCAGUUUUGAAGUUCAGUUUCUCUGCACUCACAUUUGAAGACAGUGAAGAUGUUUAGAGCAAAAGAGGGCCUUUUUACACCGUUAUUCUAAGUUCACAGUUAUACUCAUGUCUAAUUUUAGACAUUGAAAACAUUUUAUGGAAGCAUUUUUUGCUACUCAUAAAUAAAUGUCAGCCACCAUUUAUUAAAAAUGCUGGUGGUAGUUAUUAUUAGAGAAUGAUGCACAGUCUCUAAGGAGUCCCAUUUCCUUCCUUAACAUGAAAUAGUAGUUAUAAGUAACGGGAAAGGCAUUUGUAGUUUGAAAUUGCAUUGCUGUCUACUGAUUUUUAUUGUUUUUCAAUAAAAUGCAAAUACCGCACAUGAAAA